Messenger RNA from Wickerhamiella sorbophila, 1953 nucleotides. RefSeq names its product Protoporphyrinogen oxidase. The transcript has a single exon. NCBI's taxonomy places the organism in Eukaryota, Fungi, Ascomycota, Dipodascomycetes, Dipodascales, Trichomonascaceae. The coding region runs from base 1 to 1953 and encodes 650 amino acids. The record is from RefSeq and is a predicted model, not a curated record. Gene Ontology annotation, biological process: heme biosynthetic process. Gene Ontology annotation, cellular component: mitochondrial inner membrane. Gene Ontology annotation, molecular function: protoporphyrinogen oxidase activity, oxygen as acceptor.
AUGAUUGGAAAAACCGCAGUGGGCAAAGCGGCCAAGCCAGCAGGUGGAUAUUUAGGAGGGAGGUUCAUUCGCAAAGAGAAAUUGAAUGACGAAAAGUGGGUCAAGCUGCUGGAGGUGGAUAAGCCGCCGGAGGACGGGCUGUUUGUGCUGCGAAAGUACGUCAAGAAUCCGAAGCUCAUGAGCCAAGAGGCCUCGACAACCAGAAGGAAUAUGCCCAUCAGGACACUUGCUCGAAUUGUCAAGGCUGCAGUUAAGAACAGCCCCAAAACCCCGAGCAAGCCUAAAGCAGCUCCGCGGGCGCCAGUAGUUUCGGUUGAAUCAAUGAAGGACUGGAACGAGAUCACGGAAGAUGAAGAAACAGAAGUACUAAAGUUGGAGGAUCUGAAACCAAACGGGACAAUUGCCGUAAUUGGUGCCGGUAUUUCGGGAUUAUCUACGGCGUGGCUGCUCAAUCGUGCCCGACCAGACGUCAAAAUCCAUGUAUUUGACACUAACGAAAAGGCGGGCGGAAAAAUGUUGACUUCAGUAUCUGAAUCAAGACUUUUUGAGUCCGGACCACGGACUUUGUUACCUUCACACCCAGGAACUACGGUUUUGCUUAAGAUGUUGUGGCAAAUGGGCAAAGGUAGCCAGGUAUAUGGCGUUCCGAAAUCUGCAGCGACAAAUCAAAAGGCAUUGAUUUACAACGGCAAAACAGUCCAGUUGCCGAGAUCGUUAGGUGGAGCAGCCUCGUUCUUGUCUAGCAGUCCUAUCAUGAAGGGGCUUCUCAAGUCUUUUGUUGGCGAGCCCUUUAAAAUGGCGCGUGAUCGCGAAAUUGACGAUGAGAGUGUAGCGUCUUUCAUGAGCCGCCGGUUCAGCAAAGACUUUGUUGACCGGUUCCUGUCAGCUCUGAUGCGGGGCAUCUAUGCGGCAGAUGUCUCGAAACUGAGUGCUCGUUCUGUGGCCAGGCUGAAUCGGUUGUACUACCUCGAACGGACAGAGCAUAUGUCAGUAGUUGGUGCCGCACUCAGCGGCUCCCUGAGCUAUCUUAAUGACUACCCGAACAAGGUUUUUCCGCUUCUAACUGACGCCAUGAUCACACCGGAGCGUAGUGACCCUGCAGUGUUGCCUGAUAUUUCCAAAUACAGCCUGCUUGGGUUCAAGAACGGAAUUCAAGGCAUGGCUCAGACAAUUGCCGACGAUCUCGCGACACGGAAGAACGUGAGCCUUCAUUUUGGUGUGGGCGUGACUAGCCUCGCCCCAGGACUCGACAAAGUGUACCUCACGUUGACCGAUGGCUCCAAGUUGGAGGCUGACAUUGUGAACAGCACGGUGGCCGACCAAGCUAUGUUCACUGAUGCGAUCAAAGAUAAAACAAAACAGCUUAAAGGAACUACACUUGCUGUUGUUAACGUACGGACGGCAGAGCCAAUUGCCAAAGACUGGUUUGGGAUUCUCAUUCCCAAAACCGAAGACGCCCGAAACCCCGAGCACGCUUUGGGUAUCAUUUUUGACUCGUCGGUGCGGAAUGCCGCAGUGUCUAUUGAAGACGAACAAAAGGUUCCUGCCAUCGAGGGGAGUAUUAUGACUGUGAUGAUGGGAGGCGAUUUAUGGAAAGGCGAACUGACCCCGGGGGAGGCUGAGGCGAACGCUGCGGCAACAAUCCGCAAGUAUGUAGGCGACUUUGAUCAGAGCAACGCCGAGUUCAAUGUCCGAGUAUGGGAGAAUGGAAUUCCGCUCUACGAGGUGGGCCACAGCGCGUUGAUCCACGAUAUUCAUCAGGCCACAGCCGAGACCUACAACAACCGAGUGAUUCUCACCGGCAUGGCGCUAGGCCGAGGUGUGGGGGUGAGCGAUUGUGUGAUUGAUUCACUCACCGUUGCAUUACGGUUCUCCGAGCAACGAAAACUGCUGCACCCGGAGUUUUUCUUUGGAAACCAUACCACGUUAAGCGCCCCUGAGCUGUACGCCUAA